AUGCAGCGAUGCAUUUUCCCGAACCUUCUCCACAAACCGCCAACGAUACUCCCCGCACAAGGGCCCUUCCCCCGCGGUGGCGCGCUGCCGUCAAUUCAGCAGGCGAGAACCUCCUCCUCCUCGCUCUCUGCCGCCCAAAACUCACCGUCCGAGGCGCAACUAACGGCGGUGCACUCGGUUCCCCCAAUCGAUUUCCUCAAACGGCUGCCCGCUCCGGAGCUAGGUCUUCUCUCUCUCCUCUUCGCCCUCUCCGUGUCGAUCACAGCAAUAAUCUCCGUUGCUCUGAUCUCGAUUCCGACUGUGGUCGCGUUGAGGAGGUCGGCGGUUGCGGUGGAGAAGUUGAUGCGGGUGGCGUCGGAGGAAGUGCCUGGGACUCUGUAUUCUCUCAGGCUUUCUGGCAUGGAAAUUGGGGAUUUGACGAGGGAGCUUAGGAAGCUGAGGAAUUGGGUUUCUGGAAACCGGGAUGUGAAGAACAGUAGGGGGACAUAA
This is a messenger RNA of Rhododendron vialii, 489 nucleotides long. RefSeq lists its product as uncharacterized. Lineage: Eukaryota; Viridiplantae; Streptophyta; Magnoliopsida; Ericales; Ericaceae. The transcript has a single exon. The record is from RefSeq and is a predicted model, not a curated record. The coding region runs from base 1 to 489 and encodes 162 amino acids.